UCCUUCGUCGCUCCCUCGAACGAAGCUACUUCUGCAAUAAUGCGUGGGAUUUCUGGUCAGUCGGAGCGAGCGCGAGCCCUGUGGCGGGGGUGCCUCGCGUCUGCGCUCCGGACCUCUCUCGCCUGCGCCGUCGUGGCGUGCGUCACCCUGUACGGGCCGGCCCAGCUGCGGCGCCACGUCUCGCUCCCCGCCUUCUCCUACGUGACGGUCAUCCUGGUCGUCACGGAUGCCUCCCUGGGCGACGCGCUGCGUGGGUGCUGGCUGGCGCUGUACGCGACCGCCCAGAGCAUCGGGCCCGCGAUGCUGAGCCUGUGGCUGAUAGGGCCCACGAGGCUGUCGAGCGGGACGACCGCGCUCGCGGUGGCCCUGGCGUCGUUCGUGGUGGCCCUGCCGGGGGCUACGCACGGGACGGCGAAGCGGAUAGCGCUGGGGCAGAUAGUGCUGGUGUACGUGAUCGGGUUCAUCGAGAAGGAGCGGAUCGAGGCGGUCAUGCACCCCCUCCACGUGGCUGUCAGCACGGCCGUCGGGGCCCUCGCUUGCCUGCUGGCCCUUUUGCUUCCCUUCCCUAGGACGGCCCGUCAUGAGAUAAAGGAGAACUGCCGGGCCUACACCGAGAAUGCCUCGAACAGGUUGCACCUCUUCGCCAAUGCAUUCCUCGCCGAGGACGACGCCUCCGCCCUCGCCUUCAUCUCUCGAGCCAAAUGCUUGUCCCACGACGGAAACAAACUUCUUCGAAGUAUUAAACGCUAUCAGGAAAGUGCGCUUUGGGAGAGAGUUCCGUUCACGUCCUUGAAAUCAUACCACAUGAGUCCAGGAGAAAGGUUGCAGGAGAGUUUAGAGACCCAAUUGCGUGGGAUGGACAUGGCAUUAACAAGCAUCGCUUCGUUCCCAGUUACAUUGCCUGACGCUAACGGACCGCUCAAAAAUUGCAAACUUGUUUUGGAGGAACACAUUACCCUGAUCAUGAGCCAAUCUAAGAGCUGGCUUUUCCCCGGUGAUUCUUCUUCAACCAUCCCCGAAUCGAUUUCCAAGAACAUGACUGGCUUCUUUGAGUCUCUUCGCAAAGUCCCGACCUCGCCGGAGCACUUGCCCUGCAUCUUCUUCCUCUUCUGCAUGAAACUCCUCCACAGUCAGACCCCAACAUCGACAUCACCACAAGACAAAUCUCAUCAAAAAGACGAACAGUCAACGGGCGAAGAAAGUGGGCUUUCUUUCUGUUUCACAAGAGCCUGGAACGAGUGGGGCUUCAAAAUGAGCCCCAAAAGGCUCGUCCCUGCGAUCAAGUGCUCGCUCUCGCUGGGCCUCGCGGUACUUCUUGGGCUUAUAUAUAGCAAGGAGGACGGAUAUUGGGCCGGGCUUCCGAUAGCCGUGAGCUAUUCCUCAGCCAGAGAGGCUACUUUCAAGGUGGCCAACGUCAAGGCACAGGGCACGGUACUAGGAACCGUUUAUGGAGUCUUGGGUUGCUUUCUUUUUCAGAGGUUUUUGCCCGUAAGAGUCCUGUCCCUCGUCCCUUGGUUCGUCUUCUGUAGCUUUCUUAGGAAGAGCAAAAUGUACGGCCAAGCAGGUGGCGUCUCGGCCGCGAUAGGAGCUGUGUUGAUACUGGGUAGAAAAAAGUUUGGCCCACCGAGUGAAUUCGCCAUCGCAAGGAUCGUCGAGACCUUCAUCGGGUUAUCUUGUUUAAUAGUGGUGGAACUUCUGAUGCAGCCCACGAGAGGUUCUUCUCUGGCUAAGCGUCAGCUCACUGAUUGUUUCGAGGCAUUACGGGAGUGCAUUGUCGCGGUCACAACACUGGGUGUACUGGACAACACCAAGAAGUCCAAUCUUGAAGAGACUCAAAAGAGGGUCAAGAUGAGCGUGCUUGAUCUCGGCAAGUGCAUCGAAGAAGCCGAGGUGGAGCCAAAUUUCUGGUUCAGGCCCUUUCACAGUGCUUGCUACGGUAGGCUUUUGGGGUCUCUGUCAAAGAUGGUGGACCUCCUGCACUUUUGUGGCCAUGCACUGAAGUUCCUCGAACGAGAAUCGUCAGCAGUCGGGGCCGAGGCUGCUGCUGCUUUGAAAGAGGCCCUGAAUAAGCUUCACAGCGACCUUGAACUUUUCCGGGAACUCGCGAGCACUUGGCUGAAAUUCUUCGAGGAGAUCAACUCGGUCAAAUCACCCUCGCUUCUUGAGAAGCAGCAGCUUCAAGAGACCGACGUUUCCCGUGAUAUCGAGCUGGGGAGAGCAACAAAACCUAUCGACCCGCCAAUGCCUUGUUUAGAUGAAGGUGACGUGGAGAAGAUGGUGGGCUCUUAUCUUCAGCAUUCGCGGGAGGUGCUCGACAAAAUUGGCGGCAGCGGCGAUGGUGCGGAAGCUGAGAACGCGAUCAAAAGCGAAGUGGUUCUGAGUUUGGGUGCUCUAGGAUACUGCAUGAGUAGCUUGCUGAGAGAGGUGAGAGAAAUCGAAAAGGCCAUGAAGGAACUCGUGCUCUGGGAUAAUCCUACUAGCCCAUUUGUAAGCUUGCAUGCUUUGUAAGGUUUAGGCCCUACCCUGUUGCGAGAU
Messenger RNA from Rhodamnia argentea, 2535 nucleotides. RefSeq lists its product as uncharacterized. The record is from RefSeq and is a predicted model, not a curated record. Gene Ontology annotation, molecular function: transmembrane transporter activity. Gene Ontology annotation, biological process: transmembrane transport. The transcript has 3 exons. Bases 40 to 2508 code for a protein of 822 amino acids. Gene Ontology annotation, cellular component: plasma membrane. NCBI's taxonomy places the organism in Eukaryota, Viridiplantae, Streptophyta, Magnoliopsida, Myrtales, Myrtaceae.